Molecule: messenger RNA, 1317 nt
Organism: Striga hermonthica
Lineage: Eukaryota; Viridiplantae; Streptophyta; Magnoliopsida; Lamiales; Orobanchaceae
Source: the annotation of a GenBank genome assembly
AUGGCCGCAAAGCACGACCUCACGCAGCGGAUAGCACCGCAGUUAGAUCGGCACCUAGUGUUCCCGCUGCUCGAGUUUCUGCAGGAGAGAGGUCUGUACCCGGAGGAGGAUAUCCUCAAGGCCAAAAUUGAGCUGCUCAACCACACCAACAUGGUCGAUUACGCCAUGGACAUCCACAAAUCUCUCUACCGCACCGAAGAUGUUCCCCAGGAGAUGGUGGAGAGGAGAGCUGAGGUGGUGGGUAGACUGAAGGCAUUGGAAGAAGGAGCAGCUCCAUUGAUAUCUUUCUUGCAGAACCCUAAUGCAUAUCAGGAACUGAGGGCUGACAAGCAACACAAUCUUCAGAUGCUCCAUGAUCGCUAUCAGAUUGGUCCUGAGCAGAUAGAAGCAUUGUAUCAGUAUGCGAAAUUCCAAUUUGAGUGUGGGAACUACUCGGGUGCUGCUGAUUAUUUGUAUCAGUACAGGGCCUUGUGCACCAAUAGUGACAGGAGCUUGAGUGCAUUGUGGGGAAAGCUAGCAGCAGAGAUAUUGAUGCAAAAUUGGGACAUUGCAUUGGAAGAGCUUAACCGUGUGAAAGAUAUCAUAGACUCUAAGAAUUUCUCUUCUCCGUUGAAUCAAGUUCAGAGCCGAAUAUGGCUAAUGCAUUGGAGCUUAUUCAUCUUCUUUAACCAUGACAAUGGAAUGACUCAGAUUAUUGACUUGUUUAAUCAGGACAAGUAUCUGAAUGCCAUUCAAACGAAUGCCCCCCAUCUGCUACGUUACCUGGCGACUGCUUUCAUAGUUAACAAAAGGAGAAGGACUCAGUUUAAGGAAUUUAUUAAGGUGAUUCAGCAAGAGCAAUACUCUUAUGAAGAUCCCAUUACUGAGUUUCUGGCAUGCAUAUAUGUCAAUUAUGACUUUGAUGGAGCCCAGAAGAAGAUGAAAGAGUGUGAAGAAGUGAUCAUAAAUGACCCGUUUCUUGGCAAGAGGGUUGGGGAAGGGAACUUUGUUUCUGUUCCUUUACGUGAUGAAUUCCUUGAAAAUGCUCGACUUUUCAUCUUUGAGACCUACUGCCGCAUUCAUCAGCGCAUUGAUAUGGCGGUGCUUGCCGAGAAACUGAAUUUGAACUACGAGGAGGCAGAAAGAUGGAUAGUGAAUCUUAUUAGGACCUCAAAACUUGAAGCGAAAAUUGAUUCAGAGACCGGGACAAUCAUUAUGGAGCCCAACCACACCAAUGUGUAUGAGCAGCUGAUUGAUCACACUAAAGCGCUUUCUGGUCGCACUUACAAGUUAGUUAGCCAGCUUCUGGAUCAUGCUCAGCCUCAGGCUGCUAGAUAG